Molecule: messenger RNA, 5126 nt
Organism: Coregonus clupeaformis (lake whitefish)
Lineage: Eukaryota; Metazoa; Chordata; Actinopteri; Salmoniformes; Salmonidae
Product: ras-associating and dilute domain-containing protein-like
Exons: 17
Coding region: 641-4666 (1341 amino acids)
Biological process (GO): neural crest cell migration; substrate adhesion-dependent cell spreading; signal transduction
Cellular component (GO): microtubule
Molecular function (GO): GTPase binding
Source: RefSeq, a predicted model, not a curated record
GUAAAGAGAACAAAAGAGCAUAAUUGAACUACUACGAUACUUAACUUUGGUUGGCAGUGGUGGGCUGACUACCACUUGGCACGUGCGCUCCCAUUCAGUUGCACUCUGAUAUUCCUUCUGUCAGCGCGCACCAGCCAAGGUCGCUUUCCCGCCUGUCCCUUUCUUGGUACUGAGACCUUAAAUUGAAUAUGGCUACAGAGAUAUAGCGAAAUCGUACUUUUGAAGCAGCUCUUGUGCGCGGUAAGAUGCGUAAAUGACUUAACUGUAAAAUACAGAUGUUCCUUUUUUUUUGGUCUGUGAUAAUUCUGACUUUCCACUUUCUGAUUAGUGUUACAAGUCAUUCAGUGUUCUCCUGAAACGGGUGUUGGCAAUGGCUCGAUAAUUUCUCGGCAACUUCUCGGCACAACUGGGACUGGAACAGCUGCAUCAGAACUUCAAGUUCCGGAAUGUUGCGAGUUCGAAGCUGUAUGCGCUGUUGAAUAAAAUCAAAUAAAACUACCAAGAGCAAUUCCUCAACUCUGAAAAUGUAAGUUUAAUUUCAAAAGUGUUUGUUAUAUUAUUUAUUUCUUUUUAAAGAAUAAGAAUACUAUUUUUAGACCAACUCGCUUAACGCGCUUGGAGCCUUGAUCGGGAGCUUGGAAUGGACUCCACAAAGAUGACUUUGGACCGGAGCCCUCUGCCUCCCAAGCCAAACUCUCUCCAUCCCGUGGGUUUACCUGCCUGCUCACCCAAACGGCGCUUCAUAAAGCUGGGGAGAAAACAAAGUGAUGGCUCUUCACAGUCAGGCUCCUCUGGUUCCAGUACCAGGUCAGCUGACAGUGUGGGCGUGGACGUCAUCAGACAGCCAUCCAGGAGUCGCAUCCGCCGUCAUACCAACCGCCUAUCUGCUGUGUUCCAGCGAGGCUCCGCCCAUAACGCCACCACCAUAGCCUUACCCGGGUUACCUGGCUUACCUAGCCACGGUCGGAAGGAGUUGAAGGACGGAAUAUCUCCUGGGGAUGCACCAAUGACAGACGACCCUGCAGAGCUGUCCAAUCAGAUAACGGCCCCAGGCAUUCUGAAGAUCUUUGGCAGUGAGAUCUGCCAGGGGGCCAACUACAAGAGCGUCCUGGCAACAACACACUCCAGUGCUAAGGAGCUGGUCAAAGAGGCCCUGGAGAGGUACGGUCUGAACAAGGAAGAGGCGGAGUCAUAUGUUCUCUGCGACUCCAUUGGCUACGUGGGCGACCACCAAUGGAGGACGGAAUGCUUCCGGGUCGUCGGUGACAAUGAGAAGCCCCUCCUCCUGCAGUCACUAUGGAAACCCAGGGAGGGUUUGGCGAGGCGGUUUGAGAUCCAGAGGAGAGCUAGUGUGGAGGAAAAGAGAUCAAGAGACAAGGACACGGUCACUGCUGGCAUCAACGCCCAGGCUCGUAAACUCCAGAAGAGCCGCUCUCGAGUCACCUCUGCCCUGAUCGAGGGGAGGAGUGUGUAUGUGACCUCUACCCUAGAGAGGGGUGUUUGUGGUGCUCAGAACCAAAAGGACAGGGGUGGGAGGGUAUGUGGGGGCCAGAACCAGUCUGAACGGGGGCCGGGCCUGUGGAGGAGCCAGAGUGAAGCAGACCUCUCAUCCCAAUCCACAGAAACACAACAGAAACACCAACACAACCCCACUGAGCCCCUUAGUCAGAACCCAAAUGAGUUCCACACUCCCAGUCAAGACGAGAACCACAAUCCGUGUCACAGUCAGAACCAUGAACAGAAUGUGGAACGGAAUCACAAAUGGAACCCCGAUCAGAACCUCAAACAUAGAGAUGAAGAGAGCUACGUUGACGCUAAUGUUUCCCCUCUGGAGGACCCUGGAUCAGAGACUUACACAGAGCCCCUCUGUCCUUCCCCUGAGACGGAGAGAGAGAGGGGGAGAGAGAGGGAGGAGACGGAGAGCAGUGACGAUAACGUAACACUUUACUCCAUUCACCCUCCCCAAGACUACCCCUAUCUACUGCUGCUACAGGGCUACAGCUACAGACAGGACUUCGUCAUCUACCUACUGAACGUUUCAAGCACUUUGAUUGGUCGUUGUAGUGGCGAAGACAAGGAGAGGUCAAAGGUUGACUUCCUGCUCUCUGCCCCCGACAUCCUGCCUCGUCACUGCUGCCUAUGUCGUCAUGACAACAACGAUAAAGGUUGUUCCACCGUCUGGCUCCGCCCCUUCCACAGCGCUAUGGUAACACGGAACGGGGAGACGUUGUCCAAAGAGGCGGAGCUUAGUCCAGGUGAUGUCAUCGGGAUGGGACGUCACUACCUGUUCUUGUUCAAGGACCCCACUGCCUGGGUUGUUAUGCAGAAGGUGAAGGACCCCACUUCUUCACCAGAUCCUACAGUCACUGCUGCCCCCGGGGUUCUGCCCCAGGCCACUACACCCGCUACUAGUAAAUCAGCACUCUGCAACACCUGCAUGGCAGCUAGGAGGGAAUCUAGUGGGACCAGAGAAAUAAGGUCUAGAAGGGCCACAGCUUGCCUAAAAGACCCUGAGGGUCGCGACCUGAACCUACUCUACGUUGUGGAGCAUGAGGAAACUGUCGUCAAGGAAAUCGUUGCCAUGGGGAGUGUCCAUAGAGACAAGCCGCCGUUGACUGUAGCAUUCCUGCUGAGUGUGUGUGUCGAACAUUCCGCCACACACCUCCAAACCUCAGAACUCCGCAGACUACUGCUGCUCAUAGCCAGCCAGUUCCAGAACGCCAUGUGGGAACACACCAAUGAGCUUGCUGCUAGUCAACCUGAAGUUCUCUGUAGUGAUCCAGAGGAGCAGCAGCCUCUCAACCUGGCAGAACUGGUCUCAGGCCUGCGUCCCCUGGUGGUCUGGAUGUCCAACGCCAUGGAGUUGCUGUAUUACAUCCAACAACAGCUUCCCCAAACACUGGCCUGGAGGUCACACAGAGAGCAGGGGGUGGAGGCAGAGGGAAAGGAACACAAUGACAAGGAGGAUGAAGAGAGGGAGGAGGAGUGUAUGGCCCUGUUGGAGAUGAGGCUGUCGUAUGUGAGGUCGGCCAGUGAAGAAGCCAUGACGGUUCUGGAGGAAGUUAUCAUGUUGACCUUUCAGCAGUGUGUCUACUACCUCACCAAGACUCUGUACCCUAUUCUGCCUAGUUUACUGGACAGUGACCCAUUCAGGGGGAGCAGUGGGCUGCUUCUCCCCGAGGAAAAUGAGCCGUUCCUGGAUAGCGGUGGUGUGCAGGUCCCUGGGGAGACAGACCAGGUCCUGGAGGUCCUGACAGAGACCAGCAGACUGCUACAGGACUGUCAGCUCCACAAUGAGAUCUCCUCUCAGCUCCUGGCCUAUCUCUUCUACUUCAUCAAUGCCUCACUGUUCAACACACUCAUGGAGAGAGGUGAGGACACACACACACACACACACACUCUCUCUUUCUACGUCAUCAACACUGAUCUUUUUGUGUGUGAAGGUUCAGAGGUUGAAUUCUACCAGUGGUCCAGAGGGGUCCAUAUCAGUGCUAACCUAGACCUGCUACUGGACUGGGCCCAAGGGUCUGGGUCUGGACUGGGAGACUUGGUUGUGGAACACCUCCACACACUCUCCUCUGCUGUCAACCUACUGGCCACGCCAAGGGAACAACUAAUGCAGUCCUCCUGGGAGUCCCUGCGGUGUGCGUUCCCCAGUCUGAGUCCAGCCCAGCUCCACCACCUGCUGAGGGGCUACAGCCCAGCCACACCCUGGCCCCCACACUGGGCCCCUUCUGAUGAGGAUCAACUAGCUACACAGAACACUGCUGAUAUCCUGGAGAGUUUUGACAGCCACCCUCCCCUGGUGCUGCCCAGCUCUGGUUUCAGCCUGGGGCUCAGGGGAGAGGUGACAGACUCAGGCCUGGCUGGACAGCUCAGGAGGUUGCAGGAGUUCAUCAGCAACCUGUCUGUCAAAGAGUCACCAGGGAACAUCACUCAUACGCACACGCAACAGGAUUCCGCUGUUCCCAUGGAAGCCAAGCUGACAAAAAUGGCAACUCUCCCAAAGGCCUCCCUGGAGUUUUUCGACUCCCCCCCCGCAGAGAAGGUCCUACCUCUGGCCUCUCUCUCCAGCCCCUCUCCCCCAUCACCCCACUCUCAAUUAUCUAUGCCCUCUCCCCUUCACCCUCCCCCCUCUCCCCCCCUGCAAAGCCCCUCUCCCCCAAGUGAUUUGAACUCUUGUGGGGCCCUGCUGACCCAGAAGCUGAAGAGCCUGGAGCUCAAGUUCAGAGAGACAGACCUAAGCCCCCUCACCCAGAGGAGGUCAGCCCUGGACCCCUCCUGUCUCCUCACCCCUCCUAACACCCCCCAUAGCCUGGAGCUGGUUGACCCAGAGACUGAGCAUCGGGAGGAUGAAGAGGAGGAUGAAGAGGUGUUUACUCUAGAGCUACAGAGAGGAGAUAGAGGACUGGGAUUGGCUCUGGUGGAUGCAAGGGACACAGCCUUGAAGCUGAGUGGUAUCCUGAUCCGUGCGGUGGUGCCAGACUCCCCUGCAGCACGCUGUGAGAGGCUGGGUCCAGGAGACAGGAUCCUGGCUGUCAAUGGAGUCAGUUUGCUGGGACUGGACUACACCAGUGGUAAGGAGCUGAUCCAGUCUUCAGGGGACAGGCUCAGGCUGCUGGUGGCCAGGUCAGAGUGGAGAGCCAUCACUAAAGUCAGCAUUUAGUACCCUAACCAUCACUAAAUGCUAAGUGGGCUUCAACAAGUUCCCUUCCAGGACAAGCGAUAAAGUGUACUUUGAGUACAGGUGUACUUUGGAGACAAGCAAUGAAGUGCACUUUCAGGACACAAGAAAUAGUUCUUUGAAAAUAAGCAAGUGUACUAUGGCCAUCUUUUCAGAUCCUCAUGAACACAAAGGCACCCAGCAGUCCUACAGAAAUUGUACACUGUGAUUUCAUGGUAUGGCUUAUCCAGCUCUUCAGUCUCUAAUAUGGAGAUACGUAUCCAGCUCUUCAAUAUAGAGAAAAUUAAUUAUUAAUAAACAUUUUAUGAAUCAUUAAUUGAUGUGGUUAUAAUAUUCCCAGAGGGCAUAGGAGUAUUUACACUGCUCGUUCCAUGACAGACUGACCAGGUGAAAGCUAUGAUCCCUUAUUGAUGUCACCUGUUAAAUCCACUUCAAUCAGUGU